AUGAACACUGAGGAGGAAUUCUUUGAUGCCGUCACAGGCUUUGAUUCUGACCACUCUGGGGAAUUUUCAGAGGCCAGUCAGAAAGUUCCUGGAGGGCUUGGCUCGGACACCAGCAAAAGUCAGAGCGUCGGGAAAACGGAGGCAAGACCGCCCCAGGAGAAUGGGCUUCAAACACACAGGACAUCGCUACCUGCCCCCAUGUUCACCAGAAGUGACUUCAGUGUGUGGAGCAUAUUAAAAAAAUGCAUUGGCUUGGAGCUGUCCAAGAUCACCAUGCCCAUCGUCUUCAACGAGCCUCUGAGCUUCCUGCAGCGGAUUACCGAAUAUAUGGAGCACGUGUACCUCAUCCACAAGGCUUCCCGCCAGGCCCAGCCGCUGGAGCGCAUGCAGUCUGUGGCAGCGUUUGCGGUUUCGGCAGUGGCCUCGCAGUGGGAGAGGACCGGCAAGCCCUUCAAUCCGCUGUUGGGAGAGACCUAUGAGCUCAUCAGGGAAGACCUGGGAUUCAGAUUCAUAUCCGAGCAGGUGAGCCACCACCCUCCCGUCAGCGCGUUUCAUGCUGAAGGGCUCAGUCAGGACUUUGUCUUCCAUGGCUCCAUCUACCCGAAGCUGAAGUUCUGGGGGAAGAGCGUGGAGGCCGAGCCCCGUGGGACCAUCACACUGGAGCUGCUGCAGCAGAACGAAGCCUACACCUGGACCAACCCCACCUGCUGUGUGCACAACGUGAUCAUUGGCAAGCUGUGGAUCGAGCAGUACGGCACGGUGGAGAUCUUUAAUCACAGGACCGGAGACAAGUGUGUGCUCCACUUCAAGUCAUGCGGACUGUUCGGGAAGGAACUCCACAAAGUGGAAGGGCACAUUCAAGACAAGAACAAAAAGAAGCUUUUCAUGAUCUAUGGCAAGUGGACGGAGUGCUUGUGGGGUGUUGACCCUGCUUCCUACGAGUCCUUCAAGAAGCACGAGAGGAGAGGCGAUCACCCCAAAAAGGUAAAGCCGGGAAGGUGCUGCUCUGGGAAGGUGGACAGUGAUGUGGCUGACCAUGUGCCCGAAACUCAGGAGACUGUACAGGUCAUCCCGGGCAGCAGGCUGCUCUGGAGGAUCAACUCACGGCCCCCCAACUCGGCUCAGAUGUACAACUUCACCAGCUUCACUGUGAGUCUCAAUGAGCUCCAGGCAGGCAUGGAGGAGAACCUGCCCCCCACAGACUGCCGUCUGCGCCCCGACAUCCGUGGCAUGGAGAAUGGCCACAUGGACUUAGCGAGCCGAGAGAAAGAGCGCCUAGAGGAGAAGCAGAGGGCAGCCCGCAGGGAGCGGGCCCAAGAGGAGACGGCGUGGCGGACAAGGUGGUUUCAUCAAGGCAGCAACCCGUACACAGGGACCCCCGACUGGCUCUACACAGGGGGCUACUUCGAGCGGAACUUCGCGGACUGCCCAGACAUCUACUGA
Chrysochloris asiatica (Cape golden mole) is the source of this 1443-nucleotide messenger RNA. It is a transcript of the gene OSBPL2, whose product is annotated as oxysterol binding protein-like 2. Bases 1 to 1443 code for a protein of 480 amino acids. NCBI's taxonomy places the organism in Eukaryota, Metazoa, Chordata, Mammalia, Afrosoricida, Chrysochloridae. Gene Ontology annotation, cellular component: cytosol; membrane; intracellular membrane-bounded organelle. The transcript is spliced from 13 exons. Gene Ontology annotation, molecular function: cholesterol binding. The record is from RefSeq and is a predicted model, not a curated record.